This is a messenger RNA of Tachysurus fulvidraco (yellow catfish), 9083 nucleotides long. RefSeq names its product family with sequence similarity 120C (gene fam120c). Lineage: Eukaryota; Metazoa; Chordata; Actinopteri; Siluriformes; Bagridae. Gene Ontology annotation, cellular component: nucleus. The transcript is spliced from 16 exons. The record is from RefSeq and is a predicted model, not a curated record. Bases 827 to 3970 code for a protein of 1047 amino acids.
UAGUCCGCGGGGAAGUCGCAAGAUGGCCGACGUCGCUUGAAAGUACGUUCCUCUCCUCAGUAUGAAGUUGUGAGUGAGAUAGAGAGCGAGGGAGCUUACGGUGGCGUUUUGUUUUUGUUUUAUUUUAGUUAUUUUACUUUGUUUUAUGUUUAACCUGCCAUUUCAUUCCGAAACGCACAUGUCUCAGAUUUCUUUCGGCUAGUUGAGUCGUCAGUCACACCGGGCUAACGAGCUAACUUAGCUACCUAGCUGGUGUGUUCGCUGCAAAGCUGCAGGUUUAGGCUUAAAUCAGUUGGAUAACGUCUUGUCGAUUUCAAUCACUUUUCUGUUCAGACUUUACACAACACAACGGUUGCAAUCAGAUACUAUUUAACAAACUAUCCUAACAAAUCGACCGGAUUGUUCUAGCCGUAAGUUAGCCGAGGCAGCGCUAGUUUGCUAGCAUGUAGGAUUAUAUUUUGGACCUUUUCACCGCCGUCGACAUCACUAGAGCCGCCGUUAUCUCCCACCGUAACGUUGUAAACUCGGUCAUGGUUUCCCACUAAGGCGACAUUAACAUUAAUCAGUGUAAUUUGUUUAAAGGCGACGCACUAAACGCUAAGUGAAGAAUGGAUAUACAUUGCGCUCGGAUAUAAACUACAGCCUCGCCCACGACUAGACUUUCACAUAUUUAUACGACUCGGUUUGAGACCGUUUUAAAGUUCUACGCUUCUGAACUCGGUUAAUAAACAUUUAUAACUCUGGAAAGGGCGGUGCUCAUCUGCCACAUAUACUAGGCGCGCGCGCACACAGACUUGAGACGUAAACAGGACCGUAGUACGUAAACAUGGGAGUUCAGGGCUUUCAGGAGUAUUUGGAGAAGCGAUGCCCGGGUGCUUCGGUUCCGGUAGAUCUCCUCAAACUGGGCCGUACUGCGAACCGAAAUCCUCCACACCACCACCACCACCAUCAUCCCCAUCCUCACCAUCAUCCUCAUCACCCAAACGCACUGCACGCUCCUCUUCCACCGCCGGCGCGCAUCCUCGUGGACGCAGAUUCGGGCCUGCAGCGCCUCUACGGCGGAUACCAGACCGACUGGGUGUGCGGCGGCGAGUGGAACGCCAUGCUCGGCUACUUGGCAGCGUUGUCACAGGCCUGCCUUUACCAGGGCGGCCUUGAGCUUGUCGUGGCCUUCAAUGGCACUCUGGGCAAAGAGCGCUGGCCCGAGUGGGCGCGCCGAGCACAGGCCCACAGACAGACGGCGCAGCUCAUCGUCAACCACGUGGGCAGCAAAGGCACACCGCCCCCGCGCGCCUGGUUCCUGCCGCCCGCGUGCCUCAGCCACUGCGUCCGCCUCGCCAUGUUCCGCUUCCGCGUGCGGGUAGUUCAGACCCUAGAGGACCACCACCAGGAGGUGCUAUCUCUGUACAGAGACUUUGGAUUUCAGGGCCUGAUUGCACAGGACUCGGAGUUCGCUCUAUGCAAUGUCCCGGCCUAUUUCAGCUCUCAUGCGCUCAAGCUCUCCUGGAACGGCAAAAAUCUGACUACUCACCAGUACCUGCUGUCUGAGGCUGCUCGCCAGCUGGGUCUCAAAACCCAGCACCUGCCCAUCUUUGCUGCCCUGCUUGGUAACCACAUUCUGCCAGAUGAAGACCUGGCUGCCUUUCAUUGGAGUCUCUUGGGUCCAGAACACCCUCUUGCCUCCCUCAAGGUAAGGGCUCACCAGUUAGUUCUCCCUCCCUGUGAGGUUGUGAUCAAGGCAGUGUCAGAGUAUGUUGCAUCUAUUCAGGACCUUGGGAAUUUGGAUGCUGUGGCCAGAGAUGUAUUCAAACAGUCUCAGUCUCGGACCGAAGAUAAAAUUGAAAGAUUUAAGAAGGCAGUGGAAUACUUUUCAGCGGCCAGUAAACCCAGACCUCUUACCAUGGGACCUUCUCCUUACCUCUUGCCAGGUUUUGGGCCAUGUCAGUUUGGUGGUCCUCCAGGCCACAUGGGUGCAGUACAUUCUGGGAAAGUCCAGGUUGGUCCACCCCAGGUAUCAGGUGUUAAGGUGCCUUAUCCCAGUGGGGCCUAUGGCCCAGGCCCAGCCUCUGCCCUUCUUUUCCAGAACCCACCUCCACCACUGCAGGAAUGCAACGAUUCUCUUGUUGGGAAAAUGGGUUUUGGUGAUUGGUCCGCUCCUUAUGAUUCCACUCAAGUUGGGAACCGAAUGCCCAAUCAUCACACAACUGCUCCUUCAGGCCCUUCCCCAUCACCAUCGUCGUCUUCAGAUGGGGAGGAGCAAAAUGACACCAGCACUAAUCAUUUGGCUGACAAGUCAUCUAGAUGGGAAGAGCCCAGUGGUCGUGGGGGUGGCGCCUCUGGGGAGGGUCCCCAAGGCAACGGGAGUGGGCCAUCUAUUCCGUCACUGCUGUCAAUGGCAACAAGGAGUCACAUGGACAUUACAACCCCACCCCUUCCACAGGUCAGCGCUGAGGUGCUUCGAGUGGCAGAGCACAGACACAGAAGGGGUCUCAUGUACCCACAGAUAUACCACAUCCUUACCAAGGGGGAGAUGAAGAUGCCAGUGUGUAUAGAGGAUGAGUGCAACCCUGACCUGCCCCCUUCCUCUUUGCUGUUCCGCUCAGCACGGCAGUAUGCCUAUGGCGUGCUGUUUAGCCUGGCUGAAACCCAGAGGAGACUGGAAAGGAUGGCCAUGCGCAAGCGCGCUCCACUAGAGGUACCCCCAGUGAUAGUUAAGGAGUGGUGUGCCAGUAAGGCCAAGUCGGCCUUGACCCCUGAGCUGGUUCCUGCUAUGUGUUUCCGCGAGUGGACCUGUCCUAAUCUGAGGCGCCUGUGGCUCGGCCGUGCCUCUGAGGACCGCAGUCGACGCACGAGAGCCUUCUUGGCUUGCAUGAGAUCAGACUGCCCUGCCCUGCUUAACCCGUCCAGCGUGCCAUCACACCUGCUGCUCAUGUGCUGUGUACUUAGGUAUAUGAUGCAGUGGCCAGGUGGCCGAAUUCUCCAACGCCAUGAGCUUGAUGCCUUUUUGGCUCAAGCGGUGUCUAACCAGCUCUAUGAGCCUGAUCAAUUGCAAGAACUCAAGGUGGAGAAAGUGGAUAACCGUGGUGUACAGCUGGCCUCUCUCUUUAUGAGCGGUGUGGACACUGCCCUGUUUGUAAAUGAUGUCUGUGGCCAGCCUCUCCCUUGGGAUCACUGCUGCCCUUGGGGCUUCUUCGAUGGCAAGCUGUUUCAGAGCAAACUUGCAAAGGCUACCAGAGACAGGGCUGCUCUGUUGGACAUGUGUGAAGGCCAGGAAGAGCUGGUUUCCCGAGUCGAGAAGAUGAGGCAGGCUAUUUUGGAGGGCAUCAACCUCUCUCGGCCUCCACCCCCACCCCCACCGUUGCCACCCCCAGCCUUCCUUCCCCCUGCCAUGGUACCACCUUUCUAUCCCAUGCACCCACUGUAUCCGCCUCGCCCCUUGGGUUCUAUGCCUCCUCCACACCACCAGCACCGACCAAGAGCUUUCCCAGGUAUCCAAUCUAUACCUCCUCAAGGUGGGAAGCUAGAGAUUGCUGGCAUGGUUGUUGGCCAGUGGGCUGGAAACAAACCGGUGCGUGGCAGAGGAGGGUUUAAUGUGCAGGUGGUAUCAGUGGGAGGAGGCAAGGGAAGGGGAAAAGAAGUGAUACCAAAAGGAAGGGGAGGAAAGAAAAUGAACACAAAUCGAACACAGAAUCUUUCCUCCUCACCUCCCUCAUCCAGCCCCACAAAGCUGGCAGAGGAGUCCAAACCAGUGGGGCGGCCCACCGAGAGAGCCGGCGUUGUAUCCCAGCAACUGAACGGCAGCUCUUCAGGAAGCGCCACUGGCCAAACCGUUGACCUGCCACCACUGGCCCAGCCAAUCCAGUGUGCCUUAGCCAGCAAAGACAACCAAUCAGGAGAUGGGGUGGAGGUAGAGGCCCCAUGUUGCCUUGACGACUGCUCGUCAGAUGGUGCACUACAAAAAGAGGAGUAAUUACAUCCCAUAGUCUAACAAGAAUGAUUGAGUUGCGAGGGAAUGUUCCAAGUUCGACUGCCUUUUUUCUUGUAAAACAUAAAUAGGCACAGUAGCCACUUCGUGUUGUCAUAAAAAUAAUUUAUAAUGUUACAGAUGCUGAAAACUAGAGAUGGACAGUGUGAAAAGGGGUGUGGUCUAUGUCACCUUAACAGUAGGUUCUGAUUUGGAACUAAGCAGAGUUAAAAAUCACAACCUGUUUGAUUGCACAUUGCACUGAAUCUCUUUGAUUCUGGACCUCAGCCUUUCCACUGCCCCAUCAGGGUUGUAGCAUUGUGACAAGCUCUCAGUCUUUUCACCUUUCUAACUUUUCAUUUUAUUUUUUUUUAAAUUUCUUUUUUUAAAACAAUUUGGAUUGUUGGUUAUAUUUGUACUAUUGCCUAAAUAUGGCGACAGUCAGCCCCCUUUUCCCCCCCAAAGUAUGUCCUUACUAAAUCUAUACUUAUAGCCCAUGCAUUUUAAGAGCAGCAUACUUCGCUUAAUAGAACCCAAAGGAUUUAUUGUUUUUGAAUUAACUCCAGUAAAGACAUUGUCAGUUGAACCGUGAGCCAUCAUGCAGAUUUAGUGCACCAUGGCUUUCCCCCUUCCAUCUAUAUAAAAACAUUUAAUUGCUGGCAUGAGCUUUGUAUUUACUAUUUGUUAUGUAGCAAAUAACUAUUGCGUUGACAUUUUGACAUUUGUUUUAUGCACCCGAAAAGCAUCAGUGUAGAUAUAAGUCCCUUUCUCAUAUUUUUCUCCACAUAUUAAGUGAUUUUGUCAGCAAACGUUGUAGUUUUUGGUAAUUGGAUUGCAGUAGUCAUCAAGACCUGCACGUUUCUUUCUUUCUUUCUUUUUUUUUUAAAUGAUAUUCUUAUUUAAUUCAUAGUACUUAAGCCCUGUUACUAGAAGUAUUGCUGUAAUUUGCAGGCAAGGCAAAUAUUGAAUUAGGACCCUGUUUAGAGUUAAUAAAUUGUCCCUUAUUGAGCAGUGCAUACAGUGAGACACUCCAGUGCUGUCGUAGGUUAGUGUCAAAGGGUUUGUCCUGACAAAUAGUGAGAUGGCUACCAAUGAAUUUAAAGCUGCUUGAUUGUGAGAAUAGCAUCAGUUCUUAUUCAUUAUUAGGCAAUAGCUCCAAAUGUUUGAAUCCCUUUAAGGGAAAUUAUAGUCAUAUUUUGUGUUUUUAUAACAUUACAGUUUGAAAUUAAGUUGUUUUGCAGCAUACGAUAAGGGUCCAAAAAAAAAAAAUCCUGAUUUUGUUGCAGAAAAAUGGCUUGUGUCACAAUGAUGAAAUUACUUGCAGUAGAUUAUUAAUUUCAGUCAUUCAGAUUUUGCUAAUCAAACUGUUGAGAGGUAUGAUGUAAAAAUAUAUAUAUAUAUUCAGCAAUACUGAAUUUUUUUUAUAUAUAUAUAUUUUUAAAUGUUUCCCAUGUAAUCUAUCUAGUCAUUAGACAUACAUACCAAUUGACAGAGCUAUUAAAUAGGGUUAUAAACUUAUUAGUUUUGUUUUAAAGCACCUUAAGCCCCAAGAUAUAGCUAUUGAUAUGCAAGUCCCAGCACUAAACCGUAAUGGAAAUGCCCCCUGAAAAUGAUUGUAACCCAACAUAAAGCACUUAUGUUAUUUAUGUAUAAUUAGUACAACUGCUUUUAUUAGUCUAUAUAGACCAAGAUACUGGGUUAAGAAGUGAAACUCCUAAAUUUGCGAGACAGUUGGGUGAAAAACCCACACCCUCUAGCCGUUUCCUUACAUUAAUAUUGGAUGUUCUGUUUCUGUGAUGUUAAACCUGUAUGUGUUGUUUCUAUGAUUGCCCAUGGGCCUCGUGCACAUUUUUAAGAGAGCAUUUUAUUGAGGGGGAAAAUGGGUUGCGCGUAAUCCAAACGAACAUAAAAAAUCUUGCAACAUGGAAACACAUUGUCACCUUCAGGCAAAGGUUCUCAAAAUUUUGAGAAUUUUUUUGUAUUAUUAAUUAUGGAGAUGUUGGGAGUGAGCUUCAAUUUGUAUCAAAGAACAAAUACACUAGAGAGAGGCUCUUUUGACAUAAUUUUAAUUAGAAAUCUCUAAUACAGAAUUUCAAUAGUGUCUGUGCAGGCAUGUUAAUAAGAUGCACCUUAUUUUGUUACAAGAUGGAUAGAUGAUAGUUUAUCAUGUGCCACAAAUAGUUUAUCAAAAGUUCUAAAUGACGCAGAAUGACAGACAUAUUUAAGUUUGUGUGUUCUAAAGGUUUUGCGGAAUCCCCUCCAUUAGUUUAACUUGUUUCAGUUUAUAUAUGUAUACCGCACAGAUAUACACACAUAGUCCGCAGUAAUCUUUUAUGCACGCUGUGUCCAUGUUAAUUGCGGUAAGGACAUGAUAUGACCGUAUUGGACAUAUAUGAACUAUGACGGUUCGGUAGUAAUCGAGACCAUAGCACCGCAAAUAGUGUACGUAAACCCAUAAGAUACCGUACUAGACAAGCACAGCCGAUUAUUCUGAACAUCAGACUUUGGUUGUUGCAUAUGAUGAAAUUUCAGCAGUGCUCAUAAUGGAAGGAUCUUCCAUCAAGAAUUAUGCACACCAAACACCUAGACAUGCGGUAGGAAUAUGCUUGCUUAUAUCUGUAAACGAGCAAUUGCUUCAGACUUACUGUAAAUCAUUGAGUUUCAGUUUCUAUUUAAGUUAGAUACAAAAUUUCUGUAAGUUCAAUAAGCAGGCACAGAUUAUAACUGGUUAUAGAACACCAGUUAUUCUAUAGACUUACAUUUAGCUUAAUCUUAGUCUCAGAGAUAUUAACACCCAUAAUUCAGACACACCCAGAAAUGGUCGUAAACAUGUACACACACAUACACACACACACACACACCACAUACACACACAUGUGCAUAUGUAGAUGUUUUCUUUUAGAGAGACACCAGUUAGUACAAGAGAAAAUGUAACAUUAUUUAGGAUUUCUUUUUGUAUUUGAUAUAGUUGAUUACUUGUAAUGCUUAAUUAGUGAUUUCAGAUGUGUGGUUCCCAAGUUACCCUCUGCAGAGCUUCUUAUCUGGCUUUUAUGUAUUCUUUUUUUUUUUAAACUGUUCUAACCUCGAUCUUAUUUUCCAUUUUAAUCAGACAUUUGUUGAGAGUUCACUAUUACCCAACAUAGAUGCAGAUGUAUAAUAAUUUACAGUGUUAAGUAUUUUAAGGGAUCUAUGUUCUGAUUUUUGAGGUUCACCCAAACCUUAUCAUAUGCCUUUUCCCCUUUAUCCUAAUCAGUCCUAUUCAAUCGGUGGUAAUAUAGAACCUGCACAGAUUUAUUCGUAUGGCGAUAGUUACUGUACUGCACUAUUUGUUGCUGAUUUACGAAUUCCCUGUCUUGGUGUUGAAUAUAGCGUUACUAAUACACACACACACGCAGUUUAAAUGCUUGCUUUUUUGUAGUUUUACAAGAAUAACCAGAUUUCUACCCUACCUUAAAAUCAAAAAAACAAACAAAAAAUGGCCGUCACCUUGUUUUUCUCUCGUUUCCUCCAGUUUAGAUUCUCGUCUUUUCACUUUAUCAUGUCUUGGUUGUGGACUUUCUUGCUCCUGAUGCAGUGUUGUCUCCUUACCCCAUCAUACUAACAGUAACAAUAAUAUUAACGACAAUAAUAAUUACGCUUAUAAUCAGUCUGUAUGUAAUCGUAGGCAGAAGUUGGGAACGGAUAAUUUUCAGCUUUGAAUACAAAAAAAAAAGAAGAAAAACUAACCUUAAACCUUGGUUUGAAAUUGAGAAAAUUGUGUUGUUUUUUUCCCUUGCUAGUUUAAAAAAAAAAAAAAGAAAAAAAAAAGACAUUACUCCUUUGACCAUUGCUACAAGUAGUAUUAAAUGCACUUAGCUCAGAUAGAUAUUUGAAACUGUAAUGAUUAUAGGUAUCUUUACCAUAUAGCUAUUGUUUCCGACCACUUCACCAUUAGGGUAAAAUUGUAGCCAUCAGACUAAACCUGAACUCUGUCAAACACUUUAAGAAGCUUCAGUUAAUCAGUGAAGAUCGUUCAAAAGCUGAUCGGUUCAACAUUAACCAUUGCGUCCUUGCACAAAACAGAGUUCUCUCUGCUACUAAAAACCAAAGUGCAUACUAGCUUACUAUUUGCAGACCCAAAUUAGUUUGUUUGGAAAUCAAGAGUUCUACUGGUGCGUAAUUGAGAUCAUAACAGAUAUUAUGGGUCCACUGACAAAUACUGAAUGAAGGAAACAACGUAUUUACAUCUUUUUUGGUGAAAUGUGGCUGAGGUGUGUGUUGUCCGGUUUCUUUGCUAACAGUUUUUUUUUUCUUUCCCCUGUAAUGAAGCGUAACCUCAGAUGCAAGUCUUGAUGCGUUUAAAUCCUAGCACCUUCCCCAGUUACAGUUUGGGAAAUGUAGCUUCAUCAGUAGUCAUGGCUAGGGUAAAUGUAAGCGCAUAACUGUUAACAGGUUCAGACACAAGUUAUUGAGAAGAGUCCUUGCCUGUGCAUUCCUGUAGACUAUUGUCUAGAUGGUAGAUUUGAUUUUUUUGGCUUUAGAAUCUGUUCCCUUUCUACCCUAGCUUUUGAAGCCCUUCACGCACAGGACCGCCUAUGUGCUUUUGACCGGUGUUGUAAGGUUUUGAGCCCGUUAGCGAUAACAGCAAUGUGUUGUGUACAUUGGCUCCCUGUCAUCCCCACCCCUCACCCCCAUCUUGCUGGAUGAAUGCCCUUUGUUUUAUCCUUUUGUUUUUAGAGCAUGUUGCCCCUGCAAUGUUGUCAACAUUUUAAAGUCACGACCCAGUCUCAUUUGUAGGCAACUCGUUCUGUCAUCCGAUCCGUUGACCAGGAUAAACAUGUGGAUGCAUGCAUCAAGGUCUCCAAACGAACUUGUGUAGUGAAGGGUGAAACUUCAUUAUUAUUAUUGCUGUUAUGGUUAUGAUCGUUAUUAACAGUUUCUCAUUUUUAGUCGAAAAGAAAGCACCAGGUUGUUUGGGAAAGAAACCUUUUUUAUUUGUCUUGCCGUCGUGGUCCGAAUUCAUGAUGCAUUGAGAAGAAAGCCAAAAGGCUGAGAGAAAGAGUUUGAAGUUUGGCAGUCAUGUUUGUAUGGUGGGAAAAUGACUUACAGUGCUGAAAUAAAAUUUAUUCUUUUAGUAAAA